[Torrubiella] hemipterigena is the source of this 1927-nucleotide messenger RNA. The record is from the annotation of a GenBank genome assembly. NCBI's taxonomy places the organism in Eukaryota, Fungi, Ascomycota, Sordariomycetes, Hypocreales, Clavicipitaceae.
GAACACGACCAACAAAAACGCGGGGUAUCAAACGGAGCGAUCGCCCGAAAAGUCAACGGGCUGUCGAAUACGUAAUACUACUCACACGAUACAAGCAGUCUCCUUUACCCCCCGCCACAGGCACACCCUCGAUUUACUUACACUGUGCCUUGAUCCACGCUUUUAAAAAGAGAUGCUUCGCCACACUUCUUCGCAAUUCCUAUUUAGAAGCAUAAACACAGAGGCCUAGCAAUGGCAGACCACCAAAACAAACGUCUGAAGCAUUAGUGGUAGAGAUCGCCAGGCGGGUGCGCCACCGCUAUCAGCUUUCCAAUGCAACGCUGCCGGUUAUCCGUUAUGGCUUGCCAGUGAAAGUUAAUUUGGGUGACCACCUAGCUGAUCCCGUAUCGCCUAAAAAACAAGUUUUCCUAAUGCGACCGACACGGAAUCUACCUAGCCAAUCAGAAAUAUGACUUCUCCUUGGACAACCAGCCACCAGCUGAGCGGUUAUACGAGAACACACUGUGAGGCUUGUAUUCUCCCGGCAACACCAGUUGCGUCAACAAAGUACCAAGCAGGUAUCGACCAAUAUGGGCGUCUGUUAUAUACUUCAGUGUCCCCCGUCUUACGAGGCUCUGGGGUUUCUCGUCCUAGUUAGGCCUCCCCUUCCAGUUACACUCGUUCAAAUCAGACAAUCACAACAAUGAAGACCGGCGCCGUUGCCUUUGGCAUGUUGGCUCUCGCCGAGCUUGCCGCAGCCCAGUCUGCCUGUCUUAGCCUUACGUCGGAGUUUCCGCCCUGUGCUUAUACUUGCGUCAGUAGCGCUGCGAAUGCUGUCGGCUGUACCAACACUGCAGACCUAGCUUGCCAAUGCAACCCUUCAUCUUCUGCGGCUAUCCAAGGUAGCGCCAUCAAUUGCGUCCUAGCUUGUGGAGGUGAUGCAGCUGCUUCUGCUAUCAAGGCCGGCAGUGACAUCUGCGCUUGCGUUGCAACUGCAACUCAGCCUAUGUCGUCGUCACCAUCCAACUCCAUGCCCAGCGGCAACAGCGCUAGCCCUACAUCUUCUCAGCCCGCAUCAUCUGGUCCUGGCAGCGCAUCCAGCUCAUCCCCCAUCACCUCGGGCCCUUCCAUGUCAACCACAACGCCCUGCAUGCCUGCCUCUAUGCCCAAUUGUGGUUCCUACGUGGCUCAGAUCCCUAGCUGUGCUCAGCCUUGCUUCGCCAGUGCUGCGCCUAAGGUUCACUGUGAUGUCACCGACUACGCCUGCCAAUGCCAGUCUGCCGCUCAAGCAAGUCUCUCGCAGAUCUUGCCCGGCUGCAUUGCUACGGCCUGCCCACUUGACUCCAGCACACUGGCUUCCAUCACAAACGGAGCCAGUCGACUGUGUGCAUGCGCAACCGCAAAACCCUCUGGUGGUGACUGCUCUCCUACGACCACUCCAUCUUCAAUGCCCUCAGGUUCCUGUGAUUCUUCUAGCACUCCCGGCGGCGGUGGUGGCACCGUUACCCAACCCACAACGGUUACUUGUACCGCGGGAUGCACCGGGCAGCCUACCGGGCAGCCUACAGGAGGAGGCAGCACUGCUCCUUCCGUUGUUCCUACUGGUGCUGGUAGCAAGCACAGUGUAGGACGUGCUGGCGACGUCAUCGGAGCUCUCUGGCUUGCCUUCCUGGCUCUAUAGUGUUUGAGUAACUGCUUUAUGUUGAUGCCGGCAAUUACUAUGCCACCUUACUCUCCUUAUUUAGCUAUUGAUUUAGUGCGAACAUUACGUUAAAUAAUAUUUUCAGUAUUUGAAGAUAAAUUAUGCAUUAUUUUUAAUAGUCAUGUAUACUUGUCUAUACCAAUUUCCAUACCUUAGUUUCUGCAUUAACUGUCACCCUAUAUAGAUACCAUCACACUAGCACGGAACAUUACAAAGACAAAUUGCAUUAUUUAUAAUAAUAUAACC